AUGCCCAAGCCCGUCCAGCCCCCUCGUGUCGAGGUGAACAACCUCUCCUACACCUUUCCCGACUACUCGACGGGUAUCAGCAACAUCUCCAUUGACGUCCCGCCACGAUCGCGAACCCUACUUAUCGGUGCCAAUGGUGCUGGAAAGACGACUCUUCUUCGCCUGCUCGCAGGCAAACGUCUCGCGCCUGCCAAGACCAUCUCCAUCUGCGGCGUCGACCCCUUCCAAGACAGUCUCGAGGGCGUCACCUACCUGGGCCUGGAAUGGGUUCUCAACCCCAUCGUGAGGACAGACAUUGGCGUCAACGAGCUGCUCAGUUCCGUGGGCGGCGAUGCCUACCCCGAGAGGCGGGAGGAGCUGGUGGCUCUGCUGGACAUUGACACAAACUGGCGCAUGCACGCCGUCUCGGACGGCGAGCGUCGUCGCGUGCAGCUCGCCAUGGGUCUCGUCCGUCCCUGGACGAUCCUCCUCCUCGACGAGAUCACGGUCGACCUCGACGUCCUGUCGCGCGCCGAGUUCCUCAACUGGCUGAAGCGCGAGACGGAGCUGCGCGAAUGCACGAUUGUGUACGCCACGCACAUUCUGGACAACCUCGCCGGCUGGCCCACGCACCUCGUGCACAUGCACAUGGGCACCAUCAAGGAGUGGGACGAGGCGGACAAGAUGCUCGCCACGGUCGAUGCCACGGUCGGCACCACCGGCAACAGCCGUCUCGGCGAGCUGGUCAUGGGCUGGCUGAGGGAGGACCUCAAGGAGCGCGGCCCGCGCAGUCAGGGUCGGCAUGGCACCGAGGGCAAGACCUACGGCUUUGGUGGCAUGCAGCUCGGCGGCUACGGUGAUGAGUCGAAGCAGUUCAAGAAGUGA
Molecule: messenger RNA, 864 nt
Organism: Emericellopsis atlantica
Lineage: Eukaryota; Fungi; Ascomycota; Sordariomycetes; Hypocreales; Bionectriaceae
Product: P-loop containing nucleoside triphosphate hydrolase protein
Exons: 1
Coding region: 1-864 (287 amino acids)
Molecular function (GO): ATP hydrolysis activity; ATP binding
Source: RefSeq, a predicted model, not a curated record